This is a messenger RNA of Lactuca virosa, 1767 nucleotides long. The record is from the annotation of a GenBank genome assembly. NCBI's taxonomy places the organism in Eukaryota, Viridiplantae, Streptophyta, Magnoliopsida, Asterales, Asteraceae.
AUGCAGGAGGAUCUUAAGGCGUUUCGAUCGGAAACAGAUUCAAGCGAGUUUACCGAUACGGUAUUCAACUGCGUAGUACCGUACAUACACGACUGCCGUGACCGGAGCUCCGUCUCUUUAGUUUGCCGGAAAUGGUGCGAGCUCGACGGUGUUACACGGAAGCAUGUAACCAUCGCUAUGUGUUACGCCACGACGCCUCUCCGUCUACGUCAACGGUUUCCCCUUCUCGAGUCGUUAACCAUAAAAGGAAAGCCACGAGCAGCUAUGUUCGAUCUGAUCCCUGAGGAUUGGGGUGGUUAUGUCACGCCGUGGGUUAGAGAAAUCUCGAGUUCAUUAAAUUGCUUGAAAUCUAUCCAUUUCCGGCGAAUGAUUGUUCGUGAUUCCGAUAUCGAUUUAUUAACCCGAACCCGUGGUCAAGAACUUAGGGUUUUGAAGCUUGAUUUGUGCUCAGGGUUUUCAACAGACGGACUACUCCAAAUCGGUAAGCGGUGUAACAAUUUGAGAAUUCUGUAUCUACAAGAGAGCUUAAUCGUCGAAAAGGACGGCGAAUGGUUACAUGAGCUAGCUUUGCGUAACACAGCCAUGGAAUCGUUAAACUUCUACAUGACAGAUCUGGUUAAGUUCGAUUUCAAAGAUCUAGAACUCAUCGCAAAAAACUGCAGCGAAUCGUUAGUAUCAGUGAAAAUCAGCGAAUGCGACCUCACAGACCUUUCCGAUUUCUUCAACUACGCAGUGAAAUUACAAGAAUUUGGUGGUGGCGCUUUCAGCGAUCAACCUGAAAUCUACGCCGGACUGAAAUUCCCUCCUCUUCUAACUUCCAUGGCAUUGAAUUACAUGAGCCAACCCGAAAUCUCGGUAAUCAUCCCUUUCACUUCCCGCUUAACAAAACUCGAUCUUCUUUACGCUCUAUUGGACACAGACGACCACUGUUUUCUUCUCCAAAGGUGUCCAAACCUAGAAAUUCUCGACACCCGCGAUGUAAUCUGCGACAGAGGUCUACAAAUCAUCAGUCAAUUCUGCAAGAAGCUUCGCAGGAUCAAAAUCGAAAGAGGCGAUGACGAAGAAGGUUUAGUUUCACAAACCGGUUUGAUUUCUCUAGCACAAGGAUGCCUGGAAUUAGAAUGCUUACACGUAAAUGUCACAGACAUAUCAAACGAAGCAUUCGAAUGUAUAGGAACUCACCUGAAAAACCUCUACGAUUUCCGCAUAAUCCUACUCGAUAAACAAGAUCAAAUUACCGAAUUACCCUUGGACAACGGGGUUCGAGCAUUACUCAACGGAUGCAUGAAACUACAAAGAUUAGGAAUUUAUCUUCGACCUGGUGGUUUAACCGAUGUCGGGUUGGGGUAUAUUGGUAAAUACGCACGAAAUGUUAGAUACAUGCUUCUAGGGUUUUCAGGGGAUUCUGAUUUGGGGCUUUUGGAGUUAUCAAAAGGGUGUCCGAAGUUGCAGAAGCUUGAAAUGAGAGGAUGUGCUUUUAGUGAAGAAGCACUUUCUUCAUUUGUGAUGAAUUUAGCUUCUUUGAGGUAUUUAUGGGUUCAAGGGUAUAGAGCGAGUGAAAAUGGUUGUGGGAUUUUGGGAAUGGCAAGGGCAUUUUGGAAUAUGGAGUUGAUUAGUUCUGAAAGACAUGAUGACGUGGCACAUGGAAAUAUGGAGCAAAGACAACCACCUUCUUUGCUUGCUUAUUAUUCACUUGCUGGACAGAGGAUUGAUUUUCCAGGGUCUGUUCUUCCUCUUUACCCACCUUUGAAUCAUCAUCUUCAGUAA